CAUCAUGAGUGUCCAAGAGGUCCCGGGCUACUACUACGAUAAGGAGAAAAAGCGGUACUUCAAAAUUUUAAAACACGAGCUUCCAGAAUUUACUUCCCGUUCAAGUGUGAACACGAAAAUAGCGUCCGAGAUAAAUGCCCGCAAGUUAGACCUGAUAAGUGGCCGUAUACGUAGUCGAGAACACUUUAAUCUGCUGCGUUCGCUUAAUGCUCGCGAACGCAAUGCCUGUUGGUCUGCAAGUGACUUAUGUACCUUAACGGAUCAUCUUUCUGCCCAUUGCACAGACUCGGAUUUGAUACACGCACGGGUGAAAAACCUGAGUCCCAAGUUAUCCGACAAUAGCAUCGGUGCCGGUCGUGCUCUGUUUUCUCCUGAUGGUCGAUAUCUGUACAUAUUACAGCCAGGUCCUGAUCAGAUCUGUAUCUUAGCAAGCUACUCGACCGCCUACGAUCGACAGUCCAGGGCAGUGCGACGCGCUGUUUUUGGAGGAUUUCGCGCAAAGGAGGUCACAAAACUCUCACUUAAUUUUCUUGCUUCUAACAUGGCCUGGGUGGUUCCCGGACGCAAGAUAGGCUUACUUGGGGGCUCUCACUGGUCCCCAAAGGCCAUUCUGCAUGUCCUGUGUGUCGAGGGCACAGCAAUCCCCAGAGAAGCAGACAGUAUUCAGUUGACAUUCGCAACGAGUAAAUCCAUACAAUUUGCCACUCCCUACUUAUCCAUCGAGGCCAGUGAGAACAGCAGAGUGCCGCUCUACAUAUACAGUCGAAGUGAGAUUUUACGCUACAGAAUGGGGGGCGGUUACUCCCAAUUGCAUUUGCCAAUACCGCGUGACUGUUCUACUGGGAAAUCUUCGCCAGUUGCGGUUACUGCUUGCGCUCAUACCACUUCCACCAGAAAGGAAAGCAUUGAUGCGUCCAACGGGCUGUUUUAUGUGGCCGCCACGCAUCAAGGGGCACUGUGGCUAGACUUGGUUGAGGCAAGCCGUACACAAAGAAGGUUGAGCAAAUUUCUCAUCCGUUUCAAGUUGUGCCAACGGCACACGGACAAAUCGACAGACAUAACGUUUCUCCAGUCCCUCGUGACCGCUGGCGGGGAUCGUUUUGGUUUGCUUGUUGGGCGCCGUUCUGGCUUGCUUCAGCUUUGGGACGAUCGUUGGCCCGCAGGACCAGUUUUGAACUACCAUGGCUCUGCAACUGUGGAGAGCAACCGUACUCUUUGUGAAAUUGCUUCUCAUCAACCCCUGGUGCCGACUGUCUCUCCCGUUGAUUGUAAUAUGGUUGUAUCACCGCUUUUGGCAUCUGGACACAUUGGUAUUUGGAACCUACGUACAGGGGAGCCAAUCAACACAAUAGAAAUACCUUCCAUGAAUGUACGACAAGCAUCAACCCCACCACCCGUUUUAUUCUUUCGGCCAAAUUGGUCCGAUCCCGGUGGUUUACUCUCCAACGGACCAACAUUAAUGGCCUUUGAUCAGGGUACCUUACAUUGGUUUUGGGAAGAUGGCUUGUCCAAUGGCAGUUUCAACGUACUUCCAGCUCCUUGAUUUUUUCUGCAGCAGUCUAUUUCUCCACCCCAUGUAAAUACAGAUUUCACAACUUCCGUUCGACUGUUUUCUAUUUUCGCCUUUGGUUAUCAUCUGUCUUUUUCUACCUUCCAAAUGACCUCGAG
Molecule: messenger RNA, 1668 nt
Organism: Opisthorchis viverrini
Lineage: Eukaryota; Metazoa; Platyhelminthes; Trematoda; Opisthorchiida; Opisthorchiidae
Exons: 3
Coding region: 5-1543 (512 amino acids)
Molecular function (GO): protein binding
Source: RefSeq, a predicted model, not a curated record